Effrenium voratum is the source of this 1261-nucleotide messenger RNA. NCBI's taxonomy places the organism in Eukaryota, Dinophyceae, Suessiales, Symbiodiniaceae. The record is from the annotation of a GenBank genome assembly.
CAUUGUCUUGGCUGCCUAUACAGCCAUCCUACAGCUUGGAGCGGGGCGGCAUGGUGUCGAGAUUUCUACCGCGCUGCCAGAUUGCUGAGGCUGCAUCCGACGCCCUGCCACAGGCUGCCAGCUAUGGCGAUCUGCAGCCGGCGGAAAUUAACAACUUCCAGAUGCGGGUGAUGAUGCUGCAGGGAAGGAACCCACAGGUGCUUGCCAAACCCGCGCGAUGGCAGACCUACUUGUGGACGCAUGGAAGGCAUUGGGCGGUAGUCCUGCGGCCCGUGCCCGACCUCGAAGGAGAUGAGACGAUCCUCGAUGUCUGCCCUGAGCUUCUGAGAAAGCCUAGCCUAUCGGAGGAGCUGUAUGAGAAAGUGCCUGCUAAGCAGGCCUUCGUGGUCAUCGAGCUGCUGGUCGCCACGAGCGAGCAGGUGUUCUUUCCGCGCUUCACCGUAUUUCCUGGUUUCAACAUCAACCAUUCCACAGUCACUCGCUGCGAGUGCACUGCCCCGUGCCUGCUCUCGGACAUUGCUGGCAGGGCCCUAGAUGUGAUCGGCGGAUUCAAGAGCUACGGCGUGCUGGGAUGCAACUGCCAACACUUUGCCAACGGGCUGCUGCAAUCUCUUGGUCUCCAGUGCCGCCUGCCAGAGGACAUCUCCGUUAUGCACGCGGCAGAGAAAGGGGUGCAGGCAGUCAGCUUGUUCAAUGGCCUCUGCAAGGGCAUUGUUUGUGCCAAAGCAGCCACCGCUGUGGGAAGCAGUCUCACCACAGCUGGCACCGCAGGUGCUGGCACGCUGGCUGUCGGAAUAGGCGCUGCAGCCGUCACGGGCCACCUGUUGCUGGGCUGUGCGGUGGGCACGGCGGUGUCUUCAGGCAUCCAGAGGAGCUACAGCUGGGUCAGCAAGAAGCACCGCCGCGAUGCUGAGGCCGAGGCUGAGGAGCACAUCCAGAUGAUUGGCUAUAGCGAGAACUGGACGGCUGAGGCAGCCGAACUCUUGGCCAUCGAGGGCGCUCAGUGCAAGAUCACCACGCGGCAAGGGCGGCAGCUCCAGCUUGGGCCAGAUGGCGCGCUGAUCGAGCUGGCUGAUAUUGAUCCUUUUCACGACUUUCCGUUGACCGUUGGGAAGGAGGUCAAGCUCCAGCCGGGCGAGGCGCAAGUUGACGCACCCGGCCAACCAGAGCCUGAGCCAUCUGAGAGCCAACUGGCGUGAACGUCUUGCCGCUUCGAGGGUGUGGCCGUGCGAAGAAUGCCAAACGAUUUUUUGAUUGGGCA